Molecule: messenger RNA, 966 nt
Organism: Colossoma macropomum (tambaqui)
Lineage: Eukaryota; Metazoa; Chordata; Actinopteri; Characiformes; Serrasalmidae
Product: zinc finger protein 239-like
Exons: 2
Coding region: 1-966 (321 amino acids)
Source: RefSeq, a predicted model, not a curated record
AUGCAGAAAAAUACCUGCAAAGAGGGGAAUCACCACUGUUCUGAGUGUGGAAAGAGCUUUACUACCAGACCUGGUCUCCAAAGACACCAGCGCAUUCACACAGGAGAGAAACUGAAUUACUGUUCUGAGUGUGGAAAGAGCUUUAGUGUGCGUUCUGCCCUUCAGAUACACCAGCGCAUUCACACAGGAGAGAAACCGUAUCAGUGCUUUGACUGUGGGAUGAGUUUUAAUCACAAAAGUAAUCUCAAAUCACAUCAGCGCAUUCACACAGGAGAGAAACCGUUCCAGUGUUUAGAGUGUGGGAAGUUUUUUAGUCAGAAACAUAAUCUGAAAUCACAUCAGCACAUUCACACAGGGGAGAAACCGUAUCACUGCUCAGAGUGUGGAAAGAGGUUCACUGAGGGAAGAAGUCUCCAAAGACACCAGCGCAUUCACACAGGAGAGAAACUGUAUCAGUGCUCAGAGUGUGAAAAAUGCUUUACUACACUGACUCAGCUCCAUUUGCACCAGCGCAUUCACACAGGAGAGAAACCAUAUCACUGCUCAGAGUGUGGAAAGAAUUUCACUGAGAGAAGUAGUCUCCAAACACACCAGCGCAUUCACACAGGAGAGAAACCAUAUCGGUGCUCAGAGUGUGAAAAAUGCUUCACUAGACUGACUCUGCUCCAUGUGCACCAGCGCAUUCACACAGGAGAGAAACCAUAUCAGUGCUCAGAGUGUGGAAAGAGCUUUACUACACUGACUCGGCUCCAUGUGCACCAGCGCAUUCACACAGGAGAGAAACCAUAUCAGUGCUCAGAGUGUGGAAAGAGGUUCACACAGAAGGGUAAUCUCCAAACACACCAGCGCAUUCACACAGGAGAGAAACCAUACCAGUGCUCAGAAUGUGAAAAAUGCUUUACUACACUGACUCAGCUCCAUUUCCAUCAGCGCUUUCACACAGGAGAGAAACUGUAUCACGGCUAA